Messenger RNA from Apus apus (common swift), 1087 nucleotides. RefSeq names its product anterior gradient 3, protein disulphide isomerase family member (gene AGR3). The record is from RefSeq and is a predicted model, not a curated record. NCBI's taxonomy places the organism in Eukaryota, Metazoa, Chordata, Aves, Apodiformes, Apodidae. Gene Ontology annotation, molecular function: dystroglycan binding. The coding region runs from base 204 to 701 and encodes 165 amino acids. The transcript is spliced from 9 exons. Gene Ontology annotation, cellular component: endoplasmic reticulum.
AGAGAUUCCAUAUUUGGCUAGCAACUGCUGAUGCACAGGUAAAUGUGCUGUUGUUGCUACACAGAGACCAGGGCAGCUCAGGUGUUCUGUGCUUAAAUCACACUGGUUUUUAAGUAACUAUUUCCAGAAAAAGGACCUUCCAUCAGGAGAACUGACCACUGGUGUUUUCUUGCUGCAUUGAAAGGGAUCUUCUCAAGGAAAUAAUGCUCCAUUCAACAUUGGCCGUGUCCCUCCUGCUAAUUGCAGUCUCUUCCAAUCUGGCAAUGGCAAUUAAAAAGGAAAAAAGAGCACCUCAGACACUGUCAAGAGGCUGGGGAGAUGAAAUUACCUGGGUACAAACUUAUGAAGAGGGGCUUUAUCAAGCAAAAAAAAGUAACAAGCCACUGAUGGUAAUUCAUCAUUUGGAAGACUGUCAAUACUGCCAAGCACUGAAGAAAGCUUUUGCAGAAAAUGAAGAGAUACAGGAAAUGGCCCAAAAUAACUUCAUUAUGCUGAAUCUCAUGCAUGAAACCACAGAUAAAAACCUAUCACCUGAUGGACAAUAUGUGCCUCGAAUCAUGUUUGUAGACCCGUCCCUCACAGUAAGAGCUGAUAUCACGGGAAGAUACUCCAACCGGCUUUACACUUAUGAACCGCAAGACAUACCAUUCUUAAUAGAGAACAUGAAGAAAGCACUACGCCUCAUUCAGACAGAACUGUAAUCAACAACAGUGAAAUGGUCAUAGCCUCUACGAGGUGAAGCUGCACUAGGAAACCUAACAUUUUAAAAUGUUUUAGUUAACCUGUCUCUACUAGUAUUUUGAACUUUUACCAAGCAGCUUUGGUAUAUCAGAUUUCAUAAACAAUUUAUGUGUACAAUUUGAAGAACAAACAUAGAAAGACUAUGGUGUCCAUUUGGAAACCAGGAGGAGAAAUCUAUUAAACACUUUGAAAUUAGUUACCUGAAGAACUGAAAGUGAUGGUUUAAGGUGCAGCAGCUUUGAGCUGUAUUUUAUCAAUCCAAAUAUGACUUUCCUAAGUCAAUUAAGACUUCUGACUUACAACCAAUCUUUUUGGUGUCUAUUUACAAUUUAAGUUAAUAGCUGCA